GAAACGCACUGCGAGUUGUCAACAAAAGACAUUUACCGCAAAGGAAGUUUUUUGUGAUCGAAAAUCCAUGAAAAAACCGCGGAUUUCGGGAAGAGCUUCGAAAAAGUGAAGUGGAUUAUCAUUUUUAGUUUUAGUGGUCCUACAUGAAAGUAUGAAGAGGCGAAAUGUUGAGCUGGCUAAGAUGAGAAGACCUGUAAAAAGGACCAAAAUUUCUGAAGGCUUUUUCGGAAGUUCCCUGGGAUAUGUGCGAUUUUUUAUCCUGUGGGCCUUUGUAAUAUUCUUCGACUACAUAUUGGAGUUCCGUUUCGAGUACAUAUGGCCCUUCUACCUGCUGAUCCGGUCGGUGUACGAUUCGUUUAAGUACCAGGGCCUGGCCUUUUCCAUUUUUUUCGUUUUAAUCGCAAUGACAUCAGACAUGCUGUGCUACUUCUUCAUACCUGUCAAUUGGCUGUUCUUCGUCGCCAGCAGUUACGUAUGGAUACAGUAUGUCUGGCACACCGAUAAAGGUUUCAACGCACCCUCAGUGAUACUUUGGAUGAUAUUCUUGUAUUUGGAGUCAUCCGUUCGGAUACGAGAUCUCAAAUACCUUCCGGGUCACUUGGAUCUCUGUCGACCGUUUGCGGCGCACUGCAUAGGGUAUCCAGUUGUCACGUUAGGAUUUGGAUUCAAAUCGUACGUUGGUUACAGAAUGCGACAGCGUAAGCAACAGCAGGUAGCCAAAGAGAACCAGUUCUACAUGCAACUGAUGCAACAGGCGCUGCCUGUGGAGACGCCACCUGACGCCGCGGAACAGGUGGCAACGACGCCGACCGCCAACGGCACGGCAACGGCUGCUGCGACCUCUCCAGCACCAAAUGUACAAAAUAAUAAUAAGAUACAUAACCAUAGUCAUAAGGAAAAGAAUGGCCACAUACAGAAUGGGUCAAUAGCGAAUGGGCUUAAUCAUGGGACGAAGUCCCACAAGAGGUUGUCAGCUGAAAAAAGUCGAGAAUCAGCCGAUCAUCAUGAACACAAACAUUCUGAUAGGCACAUAGAAAAACAUAAGGUAAAUCAUUCACACAGUAACGGUUCUGUGGUGGAAUUGCACGAAGAAGUGACGGAACCGGAACCGAAACAGACGAGGAGAAAAGAGAAAAAAGAACAGGACAAAGAGAGAGAGGCUCAGGAGUACUUACAGAGGCUGGAGACCGAAAGUCGGAGGCUGAGGUCCGAUCUUGUUCAGAGCAGGGCCAGCGAACAAGAAUUAAGAAUACAGGUCGCUUCCUUAACCACCAGUGAGAAAAGCACAAAAGGCGAGCUGUCCCUGCUACAACGGCAGGUGGAAGAUCUGCAGGAUCGUCUACAGAACGCCACCGCCUCCAAGCAGUCCGACAAACAGUCGAUCGGCAACUUGGAGAGGCGAAUCACGGAGGAGAGGAGGCUCAGGUCGAGCCUCGAAUCUCAGCUCAACCAGGAGCGGAAGAACAGAAAGCAGGACGAGGCCAGACUUGCACAAGUAACAGCACAACAGUCGUCGAGAACAGAAUGCACAGACAUGUGUAAAACGCGGCGACGCGACUUAGAAGGCGAAUUGUCCGAAUGUCGACAGGCCCAACGUUGGGCUGAAGAAAGGUGUAAAACGUUAGAGCUGGAGAAGCAGAGUCUGGCAGAGCAGAUCCGCGACACGGAGAUGCUAAUAGCCGCUUUGACGGCGCUGCAGGACAAGAACGCCCACCUGGAGAAGUCGCUCUCGGCGGAGACGCGCAUCAAAUUAGAUUUGUUCAGCGCUCUGGGCGAGGUGAAACGGCAGUUGGAAAUUAGAGAAAACGCCAACCGAGUCCAAGAGAAGGAGAUAGAGGAGCUCAAAGGCAAGAUCGCCCAAGUGCUCGCCGUCAUGCCCAACGACACGUUCGGCGCGCCCCCCGGCUCCGCCCCUUUGACGCCCGCCUCCUCGGCGCAGGGGGGCGUGGCCAUGUCGAGGGUGCGGCUGGCCGAGAGCCCGCCCGCCGGCCUCUCCAAGCUCGACCCGAACGCCACGGCCUACACGCCCAAGAACUCGUCGCUCAUAACCUCCACGGAAGCUUGAGGAGGGGGAGGAGUUACGACGGGGCGGUGCCCCGCCUCCCUCCCUCGCUUCUUCGUUCGUUGCGUUAUCGAUUUUUUUAUUUUUAUUACUGAUUAUUAAUUAUUGAACGAACGAGUCGGUUGUUAUAUAAUUAUUAAUUUCUCUGGUCGUGCGGAUGGUGGAAAAAGUGUGGGAUAUCAGGAGACUGGAGAUUUGUAAAACUGGAUGAGUAUUUUUUAUGUUUUGGGUGCUUGUAAAAAUGGGGCUGACUACUUCGAUAUAAGUCGGAGAUGAUACGUAAAGAUUAUACGAAAUAAACUUUUAGUCACGUGAUUAACAGCGUUGUCCACUUUUACAUAUUGUCAGUGAAACGUGAUA
Messenger RNA from Sitophilus oryzae (rice weevil), 2422 nucleotides. RefSeq names its product macoilin-1. Bases 152 to 2065 code for a protein of 637 amino acids. NCBI's taxonomy places the organism in Eukaryota, Metazoa, Arthropoda, Insecta, Coleoptera, Curculionidae. Gene Ontology annotation, biological process: neuronal signal transduction. The record is from RefSeq and is a predicted model, not a curated record. Gene Ontology annotation, cellular component: rough endoplasmic reticulum membrane. The transcript is spliced from 10 exons.